AUGCAUCAUCUCGGCCUCGUAUACGCCUUGCUCAUUUCUGCCACUAGAGCGGUUCCGGUCGAAGAUUCCCCCUUCCCAGGAGCCAUCAAGUGGACUCCUAACCACAAAAUUCAGCCUAGCGAUGUUAUUGUUCCUGUAAAGGGUGUUUGCAAGUUGCCAUUCCCCUACGUCGUCAACGAGAAAACCUAUCUUGCCAAGCUCAAGGCCGAAGGCAUCAAGAUCGGUGCUCCCGAGCUGGACCCGUCUUGGAUCUCGUACAACAGCACUGAUCUGACCAAGCCCAAGUACCCCAAGGUCUCAAAAGGUCAGGUCGGAAAGCGUGACGACUGUGAUGGCACCUUCUACAUCACCACCGACAAGACUGAGACCUUUGUCGACUGGGACGUGCAGAUGUCGCCUGUUGUCUGUGCCGUUGGCGACAUGGACAUCAGCGUGUCUUCCGGCUACAGCGUUUCCAAUACCGUUGGCGGAAGUGCUGGCGUCGAUCUCACCUUCGUCAAGGACAAGCUGGCUGGGUCUCUUGGCAUCGACUACAGUCGAACCUGGACCACGCAGACCUCAGUCAUCACCAAGGCUACUAUCAAGGACGGCCAGUGUGGUGUCAUGAUCACCAAGCCUCUUACUACUCGUCGUUCUGGUCGUCAGUUCCAGGGCUGUAUUGGUUCUGCCACUGAGAUUGGUACUUGGUAUGCCGACAGCCGUGGCGAGGGAAGCUACAACGGCAUCACCUGGAUUGAAGGUGCUAUCUCUGCUUGUUCUAAGCCUGGUAGCAACCCUCCCCUGUCUCGCUGCAACGGACAAGGAAACUUCCGAUGA
Fusarium subglutinans is the source of this 816-nucleotide messenger RNA. RefSeq lists its product as uncharacterized. The transcript is spliced from 2 exons. NCBI's taxonomy places the organism in Eukaryota, Fungi, Ascomycota, Sordariomycetes, Hypocreales, Nectriaceae. The record is from RefSeq and is a predicted model, not a curated record. The coding region runs from base 1 to 816 and encodes 271 amino acids.